GGCGGUCUCUGCAUAACGUGUUUUAUCCAGUGUGACCACCCCAUUUACCCGACUCUCUCUUGCCUAACAAAAAUCAUGGUAUCUUCUUAUUCAUUUUCCUCUUCCCUUCCUUUUCAACCCUUCAAGACCCCUAAAUCCCCCAUUGCCUUCUCAUUCGCGCGGUUCGGAAUUCUGACCUGUACAUCCGAACUGGACGCCUCGAUACAGAAGCCCAAAUUCACCCCGGAUAAGCAAAAGGCUAGCACAAAAAGCCGCGGAAAAUCUUCUUAUGGCACAUCGCGAAGGUCAAUUCUCAAGAAAACAUUCAACCAAGAGCAAGUUAACUUCACUGCUCCAAUCUCAGAUGACCCAGUCGUUGGCAUCAUCGGAGGUGGCAUGUCGGGAAUCAUUUGCGCCACGUAUUUGGAGAAGCGUGGUGUACGGUCCACUGUAUUCGACACGGGUAUUCAUGGUCUGGGAGGAAGAAUGGGAACCCGAGUGAUUGAUCCGCAGCCUUUGAUAUUUGACCACGCAGCGCAAUUCUUUACAGUGAAUGAUUCUCUGUUUCGUGAGCUCCUUGAUGGUUGGUUGGAGAAGGGUUUGGUCCAAGAGUGGCAGGGUACAAUCGGAGAACUUCAUAAUGGUGGUCAUUUUGUUCCAUUUCCACCAUCUCCUUCAAGAUAUAUUGGCACAGACGGAAUGCGGCCACUUGCUGAUUCAUUACUGUCUGAGACUCACAUGGCAAGUGUGGUGAGACCAUGCUGGAUCAGUAAACUUGAGCCAUUCAAUGGGAUGUGGCACUUGAGUGAGAAUGGGAAACCUUGUGGGAAGUUUGAUGCUAUUGUUAUUGCACACAAUGGAAAAUGUGCAAAUCGCUUGCUUAUGUCAUCAGGACUACCACUAGUAGCUAAGCAAAUGAAGAGGUUAGAGUUGAGUUCAAUUUGGGCCCUUCUAGCAGCAUUUGAUGAUCCGCUUCCUCUCCCAGGCAGCUCAGCUGCAAUACCUUUUGAAGGAGCUUUUGUGAAAGGAGUUGAUUCUCUUUCAUGGAUGGGCAAUAAUACCAAAAAACUACUGAAGUCCCAAAGUGGUGGUCCCCACUGUUGGACCUUUUUGAGCACUGCUGCUUAUGGAAAGCAAAACAAGGUUCCACAGGAAAAUAUCCCUACCGCCACUGCAACGAAGGUGAAGGCAGGCAUGCUAGAGGGUGUUGAGGCUGCUCUUGGAUUACCAAAAGGAUCUCUUCAGAAACCAUUCUAUACCAGGCUCCAAUUAUGGGGUGCAGCUCUUCCAACAAAUACACUUGGCAUUCCCUGCAUCUUUGAUCCUUACGGAAGAGCUGGUGUAUGUGGUGACUGGCUGCUAGGUUCAAGUAUAGAGGCAGCCGUGUUUAGUGGAAUAGCUCUCGCCAACCAUAUUGCAGACUAUUUCCAGCAUGACGGAGCUCAUCACCCAUCGGAGUUCGCUAUCGGUUUGGAGCAAGAAUUUCAUCCGCUCCUUGGUCAUGAUAUCGGACAAUUCCCGGGCUUGGAGCCCCUAAAAAGGACGAACGAGAUUGAGAUGCACCAACUUGUAAAGUAGAAGUUCCUUCGAUUGCUAGUUAUUAAACCAGGGGUGCGGGUCUAUCGCAUAUUUCUUGGAAAUAGAAUUGCAACUGGAAACAUUUUUUCAUUAGUAAAUAAACGAGCAAUACUCUUUCGGAAGCCAACAAAA
This is a messenger RNA of Neltuma alba, 1689 nucleotides long. Its product is annotated as renalase. The record is from RefSeq and is a predicted model, not a curated record. Bases 76 to 1557 code for a protein of 493 amino acids. Lineage: Eukaryota; Viridiplantae; Streptophyta; Magnoliopsida; Fabales; Fabaceae. The transcript is spliced from 8 exons.